CUGGUCGUGGGCGGGCCCGGGAGCGGCAAGGGUGUCCUCUGCCGCCGCCUCGUCGACGAGUGCGACGUCUCGCACGUCAGCUGCGGCGACCUGCUCCGCUCCGAGGUGGAGGCAGACACGCCGCUCGGCCGCGAGGUGGCGGGCAUCAUGCUCCGCGGCGAGCUCGUCUCCUCGGCGCUCAUCGUCACUCUGCUGCGCCGCCGCAUGCGCUCCUUCGGCGGGCGGCGGCUGCUGCUCGACGGCUUCCCGCGCUCGCGCGACAAUGCGAUCGACUUCGAGGCGCAGUGCGGCCGGCCGGAGCUGGCGCUGCACUUGGUCUGCGACGAGGAGAAGAUGCUCGAGCGGAUCCUGCGCCGCGCGCAGACCGAGGGGCGCGCAGACGACACGCGCAAGGCGGCUGUGCGGCGCAUCGCCGUCUACCGCCAGCAGAGCGAGCCUACUCUCGAGUGGCUGCGA
Emiliania huxleyi CCMP1516 is the source of this 456-nucleotide messenger RNA. Its product is annotated as adenylate kinase. Gene Ontology annotation, molecular function: AMP kinase activity; nucleoside diphosphate kinase activity; ATP binding. The transcript has a single exon. NCBI's taxonomy places the organism in Eukaryota, Haptophyta, Isochrysidales, Noelaerhabdaceae. The annotation marks the transcript as partial. Gene Ontology annotation, biological process: nucleoside triphosphate biosynthetic process. The record is from RefSeq and is a predicted model, not a curated record. Gene Ontology annotation, cellular component: cytoplasm.